Messenger RNA from Dibothriocephalus latus, 1494 nucleotides. Lineage: Eukaryota; Metazoa; Platyhelminthes; Cestoda; Diphyllobothriidea; Diphyllobothriidae. The record is from the annotation of a GenBank genome assembly.
AUGUCAUUACUCAAACUCUCAGCAUCUUGUGUACUGCCUGAAUUUGUUCAUAAAAUGUCCACUUCUGACUUAUCUCUGUUAGCUAGCUUUAUGUCUCUUUAUGGUUCUUCGGCAGCCAUGCAGUGGUUCCAACUAGACCUCGGUCCUCCAACUCUGGUAACUGGAGUAGUAAUACGCUCCCGUGGCGAUGGAAAGUGGCCCCAGUAUGUAACUCAUUUCAAAGUCUCCUACAGUAACGACAGCAAGUUGUGGUUCUUUUACAAGGAUGCCCCACACAUGGACCAGCACGUAUUUCUUGGAAAUUCACCGGACGUUCCUGAGCGGAUACACUUCUUAGCUGCUCCGGUGAUUGCACGUUUUGUUCGAAUCCAUCCACUCGCUUGGCACGGGAGAAUAGCUAUGCGUGUUGGCCUCCUCGGCUGUCGGUACAAAGGACCCUGUGGGCCUGGAUUCUUCCAAGUGAAUGAAAAGAGCUCCUGCAUUCCCAAUCUGGCAUAUAAGAAGGACGCAUGGAUGUCGAAUAAUCCCGAUAAUCCACGGAAGAAGGAGAGAGAAGAGCGCUUGAGGCAUUCCCUCUACCAAGAUCCCCUUUCCUCGUCCCCAUCGCCCUCCCGCUAUUCCUUCGUUGGGCGUCAACAGCAACAAAAGCCAACACUGAUCACAACUCAGAGAUUCUACGAUUCACAACGCCAAGUGACGUCAAUUCCCCAACCUCCUAUCAACGCCCUCCGAAUGGGCAGUGAUAUGGGACUGUCGCAGACGACCCCGAUCAGUGACUGGAAACUACACGAUGUCAUGAUUGGCGACGAGGGAUAUGUAGUGAAGGAUGAGGUGGCAAAACGGGCCGUUGAUGGCUUCGUGGGCAACGAAAAAGAAGUCACCGGUGAAAUGGCUGCAGAGGAGGGCGCAAAGGGGACAGAUAAGGGCAGUGGCGAUAGGACGUCGGGCCGGAAGAUUGAGGAGGCGCGCAAACCAGGUCUGCUUCUCAUGAACGACUCGCCAAGCAGAGGGCCAGAAAAGCAGAGGCGAGCCCUCAGAUCUGUGCCGAAAGAGGGGCAGCAGUGCACCAUUCUGCGCUACGGUUGGCCUUACUUGGAGACGCCGGGUUGGCAUGUGGAUCUGCAGGAGUCGUUUGAGGUCAACGGCGUUGUUCUGUACACUGCGGGACAUGGCAGAGGUGGGGAUCAGAAAGGAUUAAUUGCUCGAAGCCUUCCAGACACAACGGAGAGCUUGCUCCGACGAAACAACCUUGAUCGCCUGAUAAUCUACGUUGAGAAUGAUAAUCCCGGGGAGGAGCGUGUGGGUACCCGCUCGGACGGCCGAGAGUUCUGCGGACAAGUGACUAGGCGCAACGAUGCCGUCUUUCUGCCAAAACUGCACAUUCCCUGCCGACGGCCAAUUACAGGGCGCUACGUCUACGUGGAGGCCCACGGACUUCGGGGAGCCUGGCCAAAAGAAUUUUUGGCUGCACUUUGUGAAGUUCAGGUCUAUUAA